AUGCAGGGGUAUGCGAAUAAGAAGAACUCCCCAAUGUGCACUGUCAAAAUCGACUUGCGCAAGGCCUAUGACAGGAUUGACUGGGAUUUCCUGAGGACAGUGCUGAACGGGCUGCAACUACAUCCAAAGUUUGUGUACUCGGUGAUGCAAUGUGUUACUUCACCCCGGUUCUCUAUUGCAAUCAAUGGCAGUUCACAUGGUUUCUUCGAAAGCAAGAGGGGCAUCCGACAAGGCGACCCUAAGUCUCCAACGCUUUUCAUCUUUUGCAUGGAGUAUCUCUCCCGCUUACUUGCCGCUCGUACAACCGAUAAUGACUUCAACUACCACGCAAAGUGUGCCAAGCAAAAAAUCACCCAUCUUGCCUUCGUUGACGAUCUUAUGUUGUUUGGCAGGGGAAAUGCUAUGUCUAUGGCCAUCCUAGCAGACACAAUGCCGGAGUUUUCGGCAUGCUCAGGCUUGGAGAUCAAUAAAGCCAAAUCCAACCUUUUCACAUGUGGGAUUGAGAGAAUGGACUUUGAGGAAAUCAAGGAGGGCGUGGAAUGCUACUGGUUACAAGUGUUCCCCCUCCUAGCAAACGUAAGGGACCGGAUUGUAUCCAUCUGCCGUCAAUUCCUUUGGGGAACGAAACACUUUCCAAUUGCUUGGAUGGAUCUGUGCCCCCCAAAAGAUGAAUGCGGGCUAGGAUUCAGGGAUCUUGGAGCAUGGAACAAAGCCCUUCUAGCUCGGAUGUUGUGGAACAUCCAUCUGAAGAAGGGCUCUCUAUGGAUCAAAUGGGUUCACAGCUACUUCCUUCAACACAAGACGAUCUGGGAGUGGACGGCGAAGAAACGGAAUUCACCCCUAUUCAAAAGAGUCCUUGAGAUUAGAGAUGAAAUGCUCAGUGUCCGGACAACAGGAAAAGUAGCACAGCGUUGGGCCAAGUGGGACGAGACAAAGGGGACGACCGAGGCAUACGAAGGGUUCCUCCCUAAAGGGGAACGAAAACUUUAG
Messenger RNA from Salvia splendens (bonfire salvia), 990 nucleotides. RefSeq lists its product as uncharacterized. The coding region runs from base 1 to 990 and encodes 329 amino acids. NCBI's taxonomy places the organism in Eukaryota, Viridiplantae, Streptophyta, Magnoliopsida, Lamiales, Lamiaceae. The transcript is spliced from 2 exons. The record is from RefSeq and is a predicted model, not a curated record.